AUGGCGGGGUCGACAUCGUUCUCGUCUCCGUUGUGCACGUGGCUGGUGGCGGCGUGCAUGUCCGUCACGUGCGACCAGGACCACCGGACCAGUGCACACGCGUUCCGUUCCUCCUCCUCAAGCUCCAAACUCACCACCAGCCGCAGGCGGAAGCUGCUUCUAUCCAAAUGUAACGCCGCCGCCGCCACAUCCGCCGUCGCUGCUACUUCCCACUCGCUCUCCAGUCGCUUCGUCUCUUCUCUCUGUGGAUCCAGCUUUCAAGAUUUGAUGAACUCUUGCUUGGCCUUCGAGCCUUGCAGCCAGUACUACACCUCCAAUGGCGCCUUCCGAUCCACAAAUCUCAACCGAAGGCAGAGGCGACUCGGUCGCCCUUCUUAUUCUGGAGAAGCAAUGGCCGUUGCUGUGCAACCUGCAAAGGAGGUUGCAACCAAAAAGAAACCUGUUACUAAGCAAAGGCGAGUGGUUGUGACUGGGAUGGGUCUUGUGUCUCCACUUGGUCAUGAUCCAGAUGUCUUCUACAAUAAUCUGCUGGAAGGUUGCAGUGGCGUAAGCGAGAUAGAGACAUUUGAUUGUGCUAAAUUCCCAACAAGAAUUGCUGGGGAGAUCAAGUCUUUUUCAACUGAUGGAUGGGUUUCACCCAAAUUUUCUAAGCGAAUGGAUAAAUUCAUGCUUUACAUGCUCAUUGCGGGGAAAAAGGCUUUGGCAGAUGGUGGUAUUACUGAGGAUGUAAUGAAUGAGUUGGAUAAAGCUAAAUGUGGUGUUCUAAUUGGCUCAGGAAUGGGUGGCAUGAAGGUUUUCAAUGAUGCCAUUGAAGCUCUAAGGGUCUCUUACCGAAAGAUGAACCCGUUCUGUGUACCAUUUGCGACCACAAAUAUGGGUUCUGCUAUGCUUGCAAUGGAUAUUGGUUGGAUGGGGCCAAACUAUUCUAUUUCGACAGCUUGUGCUACAAGUAACUUCUGUAUACUAAAUGCAGCCAACCAUAUUAUUAGAGGCGAAGCUGAUGUUAUGCUUUGUGGUGGCUCAGAUGCAGCUAUUAUUCCAAUUGGUUUGGGAGGCUUUGUCGCUUGCAGAGCGCUCUCUCAGAGGAAUGAUGAGCCUACCAGAGCUUCACGGCCUUGGGAUAAGAAUCGGGAUGGAUUUGUUAUGGGUGAAGGAGCUGGUGUUCUGCUUCUUGAAGAGCUAGAACAUGCCAAGAGGAGAGGUGCCACCAUAUACGCUGAGUUUCUCGGGGGAAGCUUCACUUGUGAUGCCUAUCAUAUGACUGAGCCACGCCCUGAUGGCUCGGGAGUCAUUCUUUGCAUAGAGAAGGCUUUAGCACAGUCUGGAGUAUCCAAGGAAGAAGUCAACUACAUAAAUGCACAUGCUACAUCAACUCCUGCUGGAGACCUUAAAGAGUAUCAGGCUCUGAUGCAUUGCUUUGGCAAAAAUCCUGAUUUGAAGGUGAACUCUACGAAGUCUAUGAUUGGUCACUUACUUGGAGCAGCUGGAGCUGUGGAGGCAAUUGCUGCAGUACAGGCAAUACGAACAGGAUGGGUUCAUCCAAAUAUCAAUCUGGAAACUCCUGAUGAGGGGGUGAAUACGAGCGUGCUGGUCGGGCCGAAGAAAGAAAGACUGGAUGUGAAAGCUGCGCUAUCGAAUUCGUUCGGGUUUGGUGGUCACAACUCGUCAAUCAUUUUUGCUCCGUACAAGUGA
Molecule: messenger RNA, 1692 nt
Organism: Linum trigynum
Lineage: Eukaryota; Viridiplantae; Streptophyta; Magnoliopsida; Malpighiales; Linaceae
Source: the annotation of a GenBank genome assembly